AUGUAUGAUAUGGAAAAGACAGUAGAUAUCAAUGAGAACUGCCGGUUUAUGGAAGAUCUAGAAAUGCUUAGGGCUGGCCCAGAUGAACAUUUGCAGAGUUUAAUAGAGGAGACGAGCCCAGAGCAUUCUCAAAAUGGUCUUGGUAGUUUUAAAUUUCCAACUAGUAGUAAUCCGUUAGAGCAACUUGGGUUAUACAUGAAGGUGGACGAUGAGGAGGAAGAAGAAGUUGGGCGCCAAAGUGUUCCAGAUGCUGUAAACGACGUGGAGGAAGGAGAGAUUGAUUGA
Messenger RNA from Ilex paraguariensis (yerba mate), 285 nucleotides. NCBI's taxonomy places the organism in Eukaryota, Viridiplantae, Streptophyta, Magnoliopsida, Aquifoliales, Aquifoliaceae. The record is from the annotation of a GenBank genome assembly.